AGGCUAAUCGUCAUUUCUCCGACAUGUGCCCCGCAAGUGGGAUGGAUGGAUAAAGUUUCAUGUCCUUUUCACGAUCGUGAGGUUUUGACGUUUGGAUCUACAGAAAUUACGACACGAAAGAAUCUUGGAAGAUAGGAGAGAAGGGAAAUUGAGGAAUGGAAAGAAUGGGUAGAAUACCGACGUUUUUAUUGAAGACGAAGAGUGUGCCGAAUGAUGGGUACGAGGAGAGGUUUGAGGAAGUGACCUUUAAUGCGAUGAGGUAUGGGGGAGGGGUGGAGGGGAGUGAAAGGGGGUUUGACCCGAUUUUUGUGCCGGUAUUGGAACAUAGGUUUGUGGAUGAAGGAGUGGAUGAGGUUAAGAGGUUACUUAAGGAGAGGAGCAUUGGGAAUGAAGAGGGAAAGAAAUACGGAGGCUUGAUUUUCACAAGUCAGAGGGCUGUGGAAUUAUUUGCUAAGCUGGUGGAGGAGGGGAAGAAUGAAGGUGAGACCGAUGGAUGGCCACAUCUACAAAAUAUACCAGUCUAUACCGUCGGCCCAGCUACUUCACGAGCAUUACGAUCGACACCUCAAACCCCCGCCUUGAAUAUAUUUGGAGCCGAAUCAGGAAAUGGAGAAGCGUUAGCACAUUACAUGCUAGAACAUUAUGGGAAUUGGUAUAAGGAUCGCUCAACAAAACCAUCUCUACUUUUCAUGGUUGGAGAGCAAAGGAGAGAUAUCAUUCCUAAAACAUUGAUGGAUCCAGAAUUAUCAGCCGAGAAGCGAAUUCAAGUCGACGAAAUUGUGGUUUAUGGUACGGGAGUAAUGGAAUCUUUUGAGGAAGAUUUCAAAGCUUUAUUGAAGGAGACGGAGAAUAGGGAUACGAGAUGGGUAGUUGUUUUUUCACCGACAGGAUGCGAUGCUAUGUUACGAUCACUCGGGAUGUUAGAUUCCCAAACUGGGAAGAUAGAACGAGCGGAUGAACAGGAGGAUGGGAAGAGAAAGACCUUCAUAGCGACGAUUGGACCCACCACGAGGGAUUAUCUUAAGAAUACUUUUGAUUAUGAACCGGAUGUUUGUGCUGAGAAGCCAAGUCCUGAAGGUGUUAUUGAGGGGAUUAAGAGAUUCUUGGAUAACAGGUAGUUAUAGAUAUCUCGUUAAUGAUUGAAAGAUUCUUGACAUAUGAUCUGCUUGUUUGGGUUUCAAGUGCAGAUUUGUAUGUAAUUUGUGAUAUGGUGAUACAGCAUAUUGAAUUGAUGCAAUGUACGAUUAGAUGGGAAUCCAUUCCGAAGGUUGUCAUACAUUAAAUCAUCCGAUCGUUCAUUUUGAUAACGUACAAAAACGGCUAUGAAUGUCGUUGAACCGUCGACUUGGGAUUUUGUAUAU
Messenger RNA from Botrytis byssoidea, 1361 nucleotides. RefSeq lists its product as uncharacterized. The transcript is spliced from 2 exons. The coding region runs from base 156 to 1118 and encodes 320 amino acids. The record is from RefSeq and is a predicted model, not a curated record. Gene Ontology annotation, molecular function: uroporphyrinogen-III synthase activity. Gene Ontology annotation, biological process: uroporphyrinogen III biosynthetic process. NCBI's taxonomy places the organism in Eukaryota, Fungi, Ascomycota, Leotiomycetes, Helotiales, Sclerotiniaceae.